CGACUCAGUCAAAGGGGCCAGUGUCAUUUGAGGAUGUGACUAUGGGCUUCACCCAGGAGGAGUGGCAGCACCUGGACCCUGCUCAGAGGACCCUGUACAGGGACGUGAUGCUGGAGAACUAUAGCCACCUCAUCUCAGUGGGGUAUUGUGUUACCAAACCAGAGGUGAUUUUCAAAUUGGAGCAAGGAGAAGAGCCAUGGAUGUUAGAGGAAGACUCCCAAAGUCAGAGCCACCCAGUUGACCUGAUGGAGAAGAGCCAGGAAAAGGAAGUCCAGCAUUGGUGGAAAGUUGAUUUUGUCAACAACAAAACACCGACUGAAGAGAGAAAUAGUGUAUUAGGAAAAACAUUUUCUCUGGAUACAAACUCUAUUUUAUCAAGAAAAAUACCUGGUAAAUAUGACUCAUAUGGAAUGAAUUUGGAUUCUCUUUCAGAAUUAAUCAUUAGUAAUAGACACUCCUUUGUAAGGCAGCUUGAUGAGUUUAAUACACAUGGGAAAUUACUCCUCUGUACAAAGCACAGGAAUUCUCAUUCUAGAGAGAAAUCUUUAGAAUAUGAUAGAACUGGAAAAGCCAUUAGUCAAAAUGACAUAUUUCAGCAUCAAGAUACUCAAAUUCUGAAGCUUUCUUCUGAAUAUAAUGAAUGUGGGAAAGCCUUCAAUGAGGGGGCAACUUUCAUUACCCAUAAGAGAGCAAGCUCAUGGGAGAAGCCCUAUGGAUGUAAUGAACAUGUCAAAGCCUUUUCUGAUAGACCAACAUUCACUGUUCAUCAGGGAACUCAUACAAGGGAGAAUCACUAUGAAUUGAAUGACUGUGGGAGGUGGUCUGUUGGUGAGAAGUCAACUUUAAGUAAGCACCAUGGAGUUAUCAUGGGGAAGAGAUACUAUGAGUAUUGGGAAGUAUUCUGCAAGAAGCCAAAUUUCAUUCAGCAUCAAGAAACACAUAUAGGGAAAGAAGUCUAUAAAAUUAAUCAGUGUGCUACUGCAUUUUACAAGAAGCCAAAGCUUCCUACAUAUCAGAAAACAGAUAUAAGAGAAAAACUCUAUGAAUGUAGUGAAUGUGGGAAAACCUUCAGCCAUAAGUCAUCUCUCAUCCUACAUCAGAGGAUACACAGAGGGGAGAAACACUAUGAGUGCACCAAAUGUGGGAAAACCUUUGGGUAUAGGUCAGGCCUCACAGUACAUCAGAGAACACACACAGGGGAGAAACCCUAUGAAUGUAAUGAAUGUGGAAAAAAUUUCUGUGAGAAGUCAAAUCCCCGUGUACAUCAGCGAACACACAGAGGGGAGAAACCCUAUGAGUGUAAUGAAUGUCAGAAAGCCUUCAGUGCUAGGUCAGCUCUCACAGUACAUAAGGGAAUACAUAGUGGGGAGAAACCCUAUGAAUGUAAGGAAUGUGGGAAAACUUUCUCCCAGAAGCCAAACUUCAUUAAUCACCAGAGGACUCACACAGGAGAGAAAACCUAGGGAUGUCACAAAUGUGGAAAAUCCUUCUCUGUGAAGUCGAAACUGAGGGAAUAUCAGAGAACACACACAGGAGAGAAGCCUUAUAAAUGUAAUGAGUGUGGAAAAACUUUCUACCAUAAGUCAUCCCUCACAGUACAUCAGAGAACCCAUACAGGGGAGAGACCCCAUGAAUGUAACCAAUGUGGGAAAACCUUCUAUCAGAGUCAUUCCUCACAACACAUCAGAGAACACACUAGGGAGAAACACUACAGGUGUAAUGGAACCUUUCACCAGCAUCUCAAUUUCAGUAAACAGCAGAGAAACAGUACUAAGAAGAAACCCCUGUCAACAUCCUGAAACCUUCACCCUCUUGUUGGACUCAUUGCAUAGCAGAAACAACCUGGGGCUGAGGUGGGGGACCCAAUAUAUAUGAGAAAUCUUUUGCCUAGAAGUGACAUUUCAUUG
Molecule: messenger RNA, 1907 nt
Organism: Eubalaena glacialis (North Atlantic right whale)
Lineage: Eukaryota; Metazoa; Chordata; Mammalia; Artiodactyla; Balaenidae
Product: zinc finger protein 33B-like
Exons: 5
Biological process (GO): negative regulation of transcription by RNA polymerase II
Molecular function (GO): DNA-binding transcription repressor activity, RNA polymerase II-specific
Source: RefSeq, a predicted model, not a curated record